Molecule: messenger RNA, 14276 nt
Organism: Porites lobata
Lineage: Eukaryota; Metazoa; Cnidaria; Anthozoa; Scleractinia; Poritidae
Source: the annotation of a GenBank genome assembly
AUGGCGUCUGUUGCAGUGGUCGGAGGGGGUAUAAUCGGCCUUUCCUCAGCUGUUUGUAUUUUGGAAAGAGAUCCUAGGGUGAAAGUAACGUUGAUAGCUGAUAAAUUAACUCCAAAUACAACUAGCGAUGGAGCCGCAGGAUUGAUAAUGCCCUUUGUGUUGGAAAGUACUCCGCUCCACUUACAAAGGUAAGCUUAAUAUACAAGGCUAUUUCGAUUGGAAAUGUAAGAUUAGUGUAUACGUUGAUUAAUAACGUGAAUGUCUGAAUGUACGGUUUAUUAACAUUUGUCGAUCAACAAAAUGCUGUCUCUCCGGAAUUUCUCGUUGGACAACGUUCAGUUAAGUGGCCUGUUUGAACUUUCAACAUGGCAUGCCACACCAGCAGCAAUAAAACAUGGAAUCCGGAAUCCGGAAACGGAAACGGAAUACGGAAUCUGUGAAAGAAGGUUCCAAGCGAUCCAUUUAAAAAAAGAAUAUUAGAAAUGACAAUGAAAUAAAUAAACAGACAAAAAAAAGACACAAAUGAAUAAAUUAGCUGAGUACAGGAGAGGAGACUGCUGUAUCACUAGAGGAGUCGAUUCCGGUGAAAAGGCGCUUGAUACCACUAUCGGCUAUGAAUGCAAAUUCUCAUGGGACAGCAAAGCGAGGAGAAAAACGUUACUGACAAAAACUAGUGCCUUAAGAAAAAGGUAAGUUAUGUGGAGACAGACUUCGUUUGAAUCGUCAGAGGCGUCGUUUACAUAACUGAAAGGCGUCGCCGUCAAGUUUUUCUCAAUGUCUUUUCUGGGUUGUCUUCAACAGUGUUCAGUUUUAUUUAUCAAGACAACUUGCUCAAGAGAAACAUGGCAUUGUGGAGUCCAAAGAGAAGAGAGAAUUGUGCAUGCAUUUGCUUGAUUCCGCAACCGAUUACAUCAAAAUAAUGCGUCAUGUUUAAUAAGCCUCUUCAACAAAAAUACGGACGUCCACGUAAACUCAAUUACCGGUACACCAGUAUUCCAUCAGUAUUCAGCUUGGCGAAAAAGUUGAACUUAUGGCUAAAACACUGGAACUGUGGUCACAUCACCGGUCGGUCAUUUGUGGAGUAUUCAGUUUGGCGACAAUCACGAGGUGUGAUCUGAGGCUAACUACGACUAUUCUUGACAAUUAGCUACAAAAGUAAUAUUUAACUGUAUUAUUCAACCCAUGAACUCGUGAAUAAAAAUUACUCGUAAAAUUACUUUCAUCGGCCUUGCAGUGCAAUAACCCACACUACGGCAAACCUUAUGGAGACACAAUAACAAGAAUAUAUUUAAGGGAACUGCCAAGAAAACUAAGACAAAUUCUCUUUGGACUGUACUAAAUUGUGUAAUGUGAAAUUAUUAUUAUUAUAUUAAAAUUUUCUAUCAUUGAUAUUUGAUUCCGUAUUCCGUUUCCGUUUCCAUUUCCGUGAUUCCGUUUCCGUUUCCGGAUUCCGGAUUCCAUGUUUUAGUGCUGCCCUGCCACACUUCUCAAUGUUUGUUGAACAGGAUCUGCAACAUUUGUUGAACAACAAAAAUUUGUAGUGGUCUCGCGCUCUCUCUGGGGACAUUCUUUUUAUGUCCAUAUACCCUCCAGGGGGGGCACUCCCUUGUAUGGCCCAUGAAGGUAUGUGCUGCUGGACAGCGUAUGGUUUUAAAUAAAAUUGAGAGUCUUGUCCUAAACUGGGUAUGUAUUUUGGAAUUUUUUUGUUCUAAACAUGGUUAAAGUUUGAAACCCUCAGCAGCUCACCCAUACCCUAAUCUUGGUCAAGUACCCCCCCAGGAAUAACCACCUAAGGAAGGCAGGUUUUUUGUAUGGGGGACUUCACAUUUUUUCUUUGAAGAAGCCAAGAAUAUCUGGACACCCCUAGAUAUUUUUUUGAAGGGUGUUGAUGAACAGUAAAUCCUGGGUGGGGAGGGGGGGGAGGGUUGUGAAUAAAAACUGGAACAUCCUUCGUCCAGCAGUUUGAAACUUGUUGAACAGAAUAUAUAGAGCCCAUAUCUAUUCUUGUGUCCAACAAAAAUUUGCCAAUACAGACCAUAUCCUACCUUCUGUCAGACAUGUUGUUCAGAUAGAUCAAAUUCUAAAGAGUAAUUUGUAACUGAAGAUGUGCUUGGUGAUUAUAAAAGAAAUCAAAACUCAAUGUGAUGUUUGUCAGACAUUUUUUUCAGGUUUGCUUCACAUAAAAGGUGACCUGGUACUGGACAUAAUUUUAUUAUAACUUUUUUAUAAAGAAUUUUCAGUCAUGCUGAAAUGUAGUUCUGAUGAAGUUUGCAGUCUAUAUAUGUGCAACUGCGUGCACUAAUAAGUAACCAAAUUUCUAAAAGUUAAGCUACUGUCUUUUGCAUUCUAUUUUAUUUCUGAAAAAAAAAGCUCUUCUGGUGUUUGUUUGAAACCUAGAAAAUGGUUUAGUGAAACUAUGAAAGAGUUGGAGAAGUUUUCUCGACGAGAAGAUGCAGGGGAAUUAACAGUUUAUACCACCACAGUGUUUUUUCACACAGAUGAAAUUAUUGAGGUUUGUUGCUUUGUGGCAUGAAUAAUAUUAUUAGUCAAGUGUAAAGGCAUGACAUUUGGUAUAGAAACCACUGCUCACAGGAUAACAUAACCUUCUUCUUGUGCAAGUUAUCAACUUACAGUGCAUUUCUGUAUUAACGAACGUUUAGACAAGCUGUUAAACAAUGCUUGGAUAAUAAUGUUAUCCUGUGAGCAGUGGUUUCUAUACCAAAUGUCAUGCUUUUACACAUGACUGAUCAAAUUGUAAUCAGCAUCUUUUUUAUGAAAAUAGACAUUUUAUUUUCUCCGGCAUUGACAUGUACUCUACGUGUACAUAUAUAAUUCCAAAUUAAUUUAAUACUCUAUAAAAAUAGAGAAAGAAUAAGGGGAUGAAAUAAAAAAUGGAAUGGAAAAGAGAAGAAAAGGAGAAUUACAGGUAUUAUUAAGUCCUUUUCGUAUCCAAAACUUUGUGAUAAUUUUUCACUGUAUUUCUUUUGAACAAAGUUAUAAUAAAAUAGCAUCAUUUCCUGUUACCUAUGGAUUUCUUUUUCUUUGAGGAACCUCCCUGGAAAGACCUGGUAGACGGCUAUCGUCUUCUCUCACAAAACGAACUGGAUAAGUUACCAAAGCCAGCAAAGUUAGUUUGACUUCUAGUAACUUAGAGUCAGUAAUUGUUAUAUUAUUGGUCAUAACUGGUUGCGCCACUAAUAAAUUUUCUAUUCCAUGAAAAGUUUUGUGGGAUUAGUUGAAGGGGCUCAGGUCCAUUCAACCAAAAUUUUGAAGAAUAGCUGGAAUUUUUUUUAACAUCAGUUUUUACUCCAUGGUUCAGUUAGCUAGAGCAAACCAACCAUUACAUUUUGGCUGAUUUCUAGUAAGACUGGCCCAACUGUGUUAAAUGGCUGACGUUAAAAGUUCACAUUUUUUUCAAAACAUUUCCAGUCAAGAUGGACCGAUUUAAUCUUUUCAUUUCUGGACCAAACUUUCUGGAAUUUUGGUUGAAUUAAUUGUACAUGAGUUAGAACAUAAAUUGCAUCAUAAUGAAAAUUAUUAGAACCUAAUUGCAAGUUAAGGGGAUCUGUAAAUAUCUUAUUAUGUAAACACCAAUGAAAUACCAGGUGAGCAUAACAGGCCAGAGCCCCAAUUUUAGUGCGCGCAGGAGGAGGCCUAAACUCCACAGCAACGACCGCAGAUCGGUUUCCAAUAACAGACAAGCGUUACUUUCAUAAUUAGUUUUAAGCAUUCCUCCAGACACCUUUGGAGAGUGCCGGACACGUUGCCUGUCAAGGAACUUUGUACCUCUGAUUAAAAAUGAACCAGACAUCUCAAGGAAAUGCGAAAUUUGAUCAGACUAUUUGGGAUUAUAAAUUCAUUUCACGGUCGAAGUCUACCUUCGCGGCUGGCUUCGCAACUGAUAACUACAGUUUUCUCGCCGCAUUUGGAUUCAAAUAGGCUUGAUACGCUUUCAGUGGCUUUUCAAGUGCUCUCUUUUAAGAAAAUAGUGCUCCCAUGGCUUAUUUAACUUCUUUCAAGAGUAAGUAUGCUGUGUCAACAUUGGUGACCUUCGAAGCGAAAACGGCGAGUCGGCGUAUCAAGUUUUUACUGUGGAGCCACAUGUAGGAAUACACUCUCUGCUGGCACAUCUUCCUCUGGUUUGGAAGGAACUCUGCAUGGAAAAGACCCUGACCAAAGAAAUUUUUAAAUCUUCUCUGUUUGAACGUUUGAGAAUAGCCGUCAACAAUGUACAUUUUAUAGUCGCCGGUGUAAACGAAUGCGAGAGCUUGAGCUCUACUUCACAUCUCCUUGAGGAACAGCAAGACCGAUUAUCUGAUUCAAUAGACGACCUUUAAUAUCAAACGGCGAAGGAUUCAAGUCUUUUUUCUCUGGCUUAAGACGAUGUAAACGUCGAUGUGCCUCCAGUGACAAAUCACUCUCCAAAAAGCCCGCCAAGCACUGUCGAUAUCCCGCCAAAAUCUUAUUCGCUGGCAGUAGCCCAAGACGCUUGGGCGAUCUGUAUAAUCAGCGUCACAGAUACAGUAUGGUUUCUAUAUCAGUCAUUUUAGCCUCCUUGAAAUGUCAAUUAUAAUCCAAAAAUUAUUAUUACAGGUUACCUUUGUAUUGUUACUUGUUUUUUACUUAAUAGGCCAAAUUAUAGGGCUACCCUCUCCCUCAGAGCUUACAGGCGGCGCGCCCAAGAUUUUGAGGUGAAGGUAGUCUCUCUUUUGAAAUGUCGGUCAUAAUCCAAAUACUUUUGUAGGUGAUUUUUGUAGUGUCAUUUGUUUCUGAAAUAGGCCAAAUUAUGGGGCUACCCUCUCCCUCAGAGCUUACAGGCGGCGCGCCCAAGAUUCUGAGGUGAUGGUAUAGUCUCUCUUUUGAAAUGUCGGUCAUUAUCCAAAUUAUUAUUGUAGGUCAUCUUUGUACUGUCAUUUGUCUCGAAGUAGGCCAAAUUAUGGGGCUACCCUCUCCCUCAGAGCUUACAGGCGGCGCGCCCAAGAUUCUGAGGUGAUGGUAGUCUCUCUUUUAAAAUUUCGGUCAUUUAUCCAAAUUAUUAUUGUAGGUAAUUUUUGUACUGUCAUUUAUUUUUGAAAAAGGCCAAAUUAAUUAUGGGGCUACCCUCUCCCUCAGAGCUUACAGGCGGCGCGCCCAAGAUUCUGAGGUGAUGGUAGUCUCUCUUUUGAAAUGUCAGUCAUUAUCCAAAUUAUUAUUGUAGGUCAUCUUUGUACUGUCAUUUGUUUCGAAGUAGGCCAAACUAUGGCGCUACCCUCUCCCUCAGAGCUUACAGGCGGCGCGCCCAAGAUUCUGAGGUGAUGGUAGUCUCUCUUUUGAAAUGUCGGUCAUUAUCCAAAUUAUUAUUGUAGGUCAUCUUUGUACUGUCAUUUGUCUCGAAGUAGGCCAAAUUAUGGGGCUACCCUCUCCCUCAGAGCUUACAGGCGGCGCGCCCAAGAUUCUGAGGUGAUGGUAGUCUCUCUUUUAAAAUUUCGGUCAUUUAUCCAAAUUAUUAUUGUAGGUAAUUUUUGUACUGUCAUUUAUUUUUGAAAUAGGCCAAAUUAAUUAUGGCACUACCCUCUCCCUCAGAGCUUACAGGCGGCGCGCCCAAGAUUCUGAGGUGAUGGUAGUCUCUAUUUUAAAAUGUCGGUCAUUUAUCCAAAUUAUUAUUGUAGGUAAUUUUUGUAUUGUCAUUUGUUUCUGAAAUAGGCCAAAUUAUGGGGCUUCCCUCUUCCUCAGAGCUUACAGGAGGCGCGCCCAAGAUUCUGAGGUGAUGGUAGUCUCUCUUUUGAAAUGUCGGUCAUUAUCCAAAUUAUUAUUGUAGGUCAUCUUUCUACUGUCAUUUGUUUCGAAGUAGGCCAAAUUAUGGGGCUACCCUCUCCCUCAGAGCUUACAGGCGGCGCGCCCAAGAUUCUGAGGUGAUGGUAGUCUCCCUUUUGAAAUUAUAAUUGUAGCUUAUUUUUGUAGUGUCAUUUUUUUUUAAAAAUAGGCCAAAUUAUGGGGCUUCCCUCUCCCUCAGAGCUUACAGGCGGCGCGCCCAAGAUUCUGAGGUGAUGGUAGUCUCUCUUUUGAAGUGUCGGUCAUUAUCCAAAUUAUUAUUGUAGGUCAUCUUUGUACUGUCAUUUGUUUCGAAGUAGGCCAAAUUAUGGGGCUACCCUCUCCCUUAGAGCUUACAGGUGGCGCGCCCAAGUUUCUGAGGUGAUGGUAGUCUCCCUUUUGAAAUUAUAAUUGUAGGUUAUUUUUGAAGUGUCAUUUUUUUUUUAAAUAGGCCAAAUUAUGGGGCUUCCCUCCCCCUCAGAGCUUACAGGCAGCGCGCCCAAGAUUCUGAGGUGAAGGUUGUCUCUCUUUUAAACUGUCAGUCGUCAACCAGAGUAUUAUUGAAUUUUCAUUUUCCAGAGUUCAUAGUGGUACCUUCUUUAUAGUUUUACGUGAUUUGUGGCAAAGACAAGACCAGGCUAACAAAUUUAUUCUAGUUUUUGCGUGGUGCAACAAUCAGCAUGGCUGACUGGCCUCCAAAGUUCCUUUAUAAUUUGGACGCUUCUCAGGAGUUUCUUCACUGCUUGUAAUCCAGAAUUGACGAUUCUCAGCAGCUUGAAGCUCUUGCAUUGCAUCAGUUGUUCCUUGGACGGCGACCUUUUCUUGUCCCGAGUACAAUAUCGAUUCUCGAUUCUCGACUCUCGAUUACCGUAUCUUGCUCGUGCAAGGUUUCGGCAACGGGACCAGUACUAACACCAUUGCAGGAAAACUGUUUGGUAGAAGAAGAGUAAAAUGGUGGCUUCGGCGCGUUACCUGUCUGAUGCUCAGUAUAUCACUGCCAAACUGCGCAACAGAAUGCGCGAAAAACCCCUCAGGUACUUGAAAAAAAAAGAAAAAAAACCUGAGCGAUAUAAUUUAGUAACUUAUUCAUUUAGUAACUUAUUCAUGGUGUUCAGCUUCCGGUUUAUUCAGCUUAUUGCCAGUUGUAGGCAAAGUUCACGCGCACAUUAUCGCACUCUAACUGGGUUGAUUGUGAGGAAACUCUUAUGUCAGUCAUUGACUAAAAACCCCCCCGCGUUAAGCCUUUGUGCGACGGACGUCCCUUAGAAAUAUAAAUUACCCACACUGAUCGCCAAUUCUACUUGCAAAGUGUUGCCGAUUGAGUUGUGUAAUGUAUUCUAGAGUGUAAAUUUAGUACUAACCUCGCAGACAAGGAUGCAAUGAGACAUUUAUUUGCGUAGUUAGGCCUACUAUCCAUUGGACAAGCAUCCCUUUUAUUUUCUUUCGAUAGCCUGUCCAUGCACUAACCUUUGGAUACAGAAACUAGCUGUCUCUCGCUAUACCAAAACUUGAUAGUUUUGGCGUUCAAUAUUCUUAACGGGUGCUCACAAAACACCGGGACUGCAUCGUGCGCCUUUGGCGCUUUUGUACCCUGCAAGCUUUGGUUCAUCGCGUUUUGAAAGAUGGAAAUUUUUAUAUUCCCGCGUAAAAGAAGACCGAUAAAACGUGUCUUUCAUUGACUACAGUGAAACGCCCGGAAAUGAAGAAUGUUUUGAAAGAAACGGGAAAACUGAUAAAAGUAAAUAUUUUUUGUGAUAAGUGAAAUUAAUGAGAAAUAACCAUAAACUAGUUUUGUUGUUUUGUUUUUUAAAAGCGGUUUGUCUGGUACCAGAUUUGUACAAUUACUUUCAAUCAUACAUGGAUCGGGUUUUGUUAAUUAUGACAGAAUGUAAUUAAAAAGCAUUAUGUUGACAGCUACAAGGCACAUGCUUGCCUUAAGCUGCAAGUAUCCCGCCAUGUUCUAAACAAAGGGCCUCUAACCAAGCCGGCAUUCUAAUCCGCCACAAAUAUGUGAAGCACGCGUCUUUCAAAGUCGCCUAGUACUUAAAACCGGGGCUCUGGCCUGUUAUGUUUCACAUGAAAACAUGAUCUGAAAAUGAUGUUUUAUCUUCACAGGUGAAAAGGUGCAAUUUAUCUUGUAGCUGUUUAAUACAGGUCAAAAUAAUUGAAUAAUUUUUUGGUUAAAAAUUUUUUAACCCAGGUUGAUUCUCAAUUUCCUUUGUCUACCAGCCCUGAUAAUUCAUGAAAUUAUUAGGGCUUAGUGGGAGACAAAAGAAAUUGAAAGUCAACCUAGUUAAAAAGAUUUAACCUGAAUUUAAUUUUGACCUGUAACAGUUACAUGAUAAAUUGCACCUUUUACAGAGAAAAAGUAUUAUACUAAUAUAGUGUGAACUAGUUUGGUAUUUCAUUGGUGAUUAUAUGAUAAAUAGAACAUAGUUACAUGGCAGUCACUUGCAGAUGCAAAAUUUGUCUUCUCGUAUUGAAAAAAUAUUUCACGAGUCAGCUACACUCACUCAUGAAUGAUAUUGAGGAGAAAUUCUGUAUCUCCACACGGCAUGGAUGUAUUAAAUAUCCUCUAUUUGUACUGCACAAACACUUAAAGAUUAAAGCUCUUCUUUAUGGUUUUUGCAGGAACUACAAGUAAACUCUCUAGGACUUCAGAGAGCACUGUUGUCGUCAGAUAAUUUUAGGCUAGUUUAGUAGCUUUCAAGGAAACUUGUUUUUUAAUUAAACAUCUUUCACUUGUAUAGUUUAUUUUGUAGUAAUUUCUAUUAAUUUUUUAUCAAACCCAGCUUCUCAACUAUCCUCUAGCUCAUCUGUGAUGUAGCAUAAUUGGGCAGGGUCUGACAUGCAGUGUAAUUCCUGAUAUAUUGUUUUGGUUUACAUGUUUUAGUUUUGGUUAUUCAUUCACAACAUUAUUCAUAAAUGGAAGAUAUUACCAACCAUGGCUUAUUGAAAGGUAUUGGCAUGAUCCUAUACUUGCAGUAAUUGGAUUCCUUAGUCCACGUCAUGUCUCUAAGAGUGUGUGUAACUCCAAGUUUUGCAAGGGGUUAUGAGAUAUGUACACUCUUUUUUAUAAGACUGUCCAUUUUUAAUUUUUAGUGCAGCCUGGACCAUUCUUAUUUUCUGGGCAGUUCAGCCUGGAAAUGUUCAUACAGAUAUGUUUUUAAAUUUCAAUAAUAUAACAUUAUGUUUGAAGGGCAGGAAGAGCUUCCAGCAGUAAGUGAUUUAUGGCAAGGUUUUUUAAAGGCAAGAGAUAGGUUUCCACACCCGUUGAUAGGUUUCCACACCCGUUAGAUUUUUUAACUCGAAUCAAUGAAUUCUUUAUGUUUUUGAGCUGAUAAAAGUAAAGCACAAUCACUUGACGAGAAACAACAUGCGGGUACUUAACAAUGAAGCUCUGCUAAAAUUCGAAAUCCAGUAAGGUGAAACUGCAAACACUUAACUGCAAACUGCAUUUUGCGGUUUGUGGUUUUACAAGAAUAACUAGCUGAUACUUAAGGUAAGGUAGUCCCAGGUAGUACAUGAAAUAUUGAUGAAACAAAUGAAUACUUUUAGUGUAAAUUUCAGCUAACAUGGGUUAGUUACAGCCUUGUAGAUCUAUUGCAUGUCUCUGUUUGAAACUAUGUGUAAUAUCAUUAAAAGGAAGUUGCCUUAAAACAUGUGAUUUCAGGUUUAAAGGUUUAGGUGGAGAUAUUGUGAAGAGAACCGUCGACUCUUUGGAUGAGGUAAGAGAAUAACUGGCAAUUUUCAUCAACAAUCAUUGCAUUUAAUUCCCAUAGAGCCUGUUUGAAUUCAAGACUGCUCUUAGUUGAAUGUUUUUAGCUUGCAGGUCUUUAUGAUGUUGUUGUCAACUGCCCAGGCCUGAGAGCUCGAGAAUUAGUGAAUGAUUUGUCCAUGGACCCUGUCAGGGGUCAAGUUUUAAGGGUAAGUUUGGAAAAAUGUAGAGAGUGCAGGGGCGGAUCCAGGAUUUUCUUUAGGAGGGGGUGCCUCGUCUCUUGCUCAGUACUUCAACACCAAUAAACCACACAGUUUUUUUUUGCAAAAUACUAGUUGUAUUAGAAAACCGCAGGUCAUCUCAGGGGGGGCGGGGGUGUGCACCCCCUGCACCCUCCCCCUAGAUCUGCCCCUGGGGUGUGUUAAAUGUGACUCAACAAAGCUAAUGCAGAUUAAGUCAAGCCAAACAUUAAUGCACUGGUUUCAAUAGUAUUACUGUAUUUCUUCUGCUACACACGUGUUAUCAGAGACCGGUUAUGAGUACUUUCUACUUCAUUUAUAAUAUCACAAAUUGUCCCACUACAUUGGCUGGAGGGUUGGGGGUUGGGUUUGGGGGUUUGGGGGUUCUGUGAGGUUGACAGGAGCACUGCCAUUUGCUUUUGCUUGAUAUUUCUCCUCUUACUUGCUUGCCAUUUUUUUGCUCUCCUCUCACACAUCCUUGAGUAGAUAUACACUCCACACUCUAGCUGGUCUCUCAGAGUUGAAUUGACAGGUGCUUAGAGGUGGGUAGCCUGUGGCUCAUUUGCAAGGGUGUCCCCCUUGUUGCUUUGUAGAUGGCCGUUCUUCUCUCUUUUCACUUCUUUGGUACCCACCCUCAAUGACUUCUACUGGUUAAGAGUUUAAAUAUUUCUUGUAUGCCAUGAUCUCUAUGUUAGGAGUCAUAGUAGCCAAGUCUAAAGAGAGCUCUUGACCAGCAAUCUUUUAUUAUCCAGAUUAGUUGCCCACUAUCUGAUUAAAACUGUUUAUCAAUUCUGAUGUUUGAUGAUUGCCCAGUUUCACAAGGGCUGGCAAGUGGUAUCAAGAAAAUUGUGGGUCUUUGAAUCUUUUCAUCUAAUUACGAGAUCUUGGAACCAUUUUUCAUGAGUCUUGAAGUCUUGUUUUUGUGAGUUUCCAGAGCAUUAAUUUUCUGGCCAUGUCAAUUUUUUCGCGAAGAAUCUAACUGGCCAGUCUAGACUGUAGUAUCACCAGCCUUUUCACUGUCCGGUGUGUUAUUACUGUCAAACCUCUGCUUACCAUUAUGGCUACCUCAACUCAGGGUCCUCAAAAUUUUGUUCAGGUCAGCAACCCAUGUUCAUUAAUUUAUUGUUAUUAAAUUUUUAGGGGAUCAUAUCACACUUCUAAAAUCGACCAUGCAGCCUGACCUUAAUAUCAACACCACAAAUCUUUAGUAUUGCAGCAUCAAAAAGCUAAUAAAUGCUGAAAAGAAACUAUUAUGCAACCAGAACCACUGUGAUACUUAAAAUAUGCUAAAACAACUCAACAAAAACACACAUAAAGAGUGGUUGGGUGGGUCAGGUCAGGUCAGGCAGUGGUGGAUGGUAGCAAAAAUACCUGAACUCAGGAACACCUCGUGACCUGAAGAGGCCCUGCACACUUAAAACCCAUAUUACCAGCCAUGUGUGAGAAAUUAUUGUUUACUUUAGACUUUUUUGUUUGAAACUUGCUUUUAAAUUAUGUCAAUUGCUUUCUAGGUUUAUGCACCUUGGAUAAAGCACGCUUAUAUAAGAGAUAUUAAAGACCUUGCAAGCCAAGGAAGAUAUUGCUAUAUUUUGCCACAGUAAGUUAUUUCAAAAUACUACAGAAUAGUGUCAAAAAAUAAUUCUGCUAUGUACACUUCUGUUCCUUUACCAGUAUCCCUCUUUCUUUAGACCACUAACUGGGAGUGCAUUAACCAUUUUUAAAGCAAACUGGUUAGAAUGAAACAGUCCCAGUGCUAAGGAGUAGUCAUGUACAUUGCUAAUAUUACUGACAUGGAUCCGCCCUUGAAUAAGCUAUCCCACCUUGGGUUUUAGAUAGAUUAGAUAAACUUUAUUUUAACAUAAUUUCGGGUUUAAAGAGUAGUAUUGCUGCUAGAAUCUCCGAAUGAAAAGAAACAAAAUAAAUUAAUAAAAAAAUCGAGCACAAUACCGUAAAAGUCCGAAAAUGGGCCCCGCGGCUUAUAUUUUUCAAAGGCCCUUUUUGGAGGGGCUUAUAUUCAAAGGCCUUAUGUACAGAGGGAAAUUUGCGUUUCAAAAUCGAUUGGGCUGGCUUGUAGCUGGAAGGAAAUUUACCGUUUUUGCUUUGUUUUACUUUGUAUUUGAGGGUAAUUUCCAAGUACAAGCCCCCCAAUGGGCUUAUAUUCAGAGGGGCGAUGUAACAGCGGGUUUUUUACGUUACGAGUUUGGGGGGCUUAUAUUUGGAGGGGCUUAUUUUCGGAAUUUUACAGUAGGUGAUAAUAUUAAAAAUAAUUUGACCAUAUGACUAUUUACAACAAUGUCAACAUUUAAAAAAUAGGCAACAAAUUGCAUUACAUAACUUAUAGUGUUUUCUACGAUAAUGGUAUAAAAACUACGUCAAUAUUACUAGCAGUUCUAGCGUUGUCAGGUAAUAAAUUCCAUGAUUCAUCGUGAAAUAAGUAAAGGAAUUUAGGCCACAUGUAGACGUCCUGGGUUUCGGAAGAACGGGUUUCCUUAUACCCCUAAGACCGUACCGUGUAUUUCUUUCCAUAAAGUAUGAGCUAAGAUAAGUGGGCAUUAGCCCAUUUACACAUUUGUAGACCAGAAGAAGCAUAUCCUUUAGACGUCUGUCCUCCAACUAUGUCAUGUUUAGUUCCUUAAGAAGAUCUUUUUAAGAGCUUAUUAUAUCAUCCAAUAUAGUUCAUAACACCCAUUUGUUUAAGGUACUAUUUCCCUGUCUUCAGGGGCUAGUCUUUUAUUACCUAUGAGGGGGGACUAGCCAUUUGAGAAAGCUUAGAAGAUUUUCAAACCAAUCCCCCCAUUCGUCCUGGCUUUUUAGAAAUAACCCCCCAUAAAUUUUACUUGUUGUGAAAGUGAUUGCUGUUGAAACUUCAAAUAUUCUAGCCACAGUUAUCUACAGCUGUGUUUAUAAGAUCGGUGUUCACUAUUUGCGGCUGUGACGUUCAAUUUCAAUUCAUGCUCGUUUAACUGAUUUGACCUACUUUCAUGAAAUCUGUUUAAAAAAAACCCCUAGGUAAGGCUCUCUUAUCUGAAAAUGGUCUCCCAAAGCCAAUCAAUAUUUUGAAAAUGACCCCCAGCAAAAUGGCUGCCCUCGUCGCCCUCCCCCCCCCCCCCCUUCAAAAGGGAAAAAACGACCUAACCCCCAUCAAGGCUGUGCUCUUAGACAACUGAAGGGAGCCCUGCAAUGCUCUGAACCUGUGAAAUCUAAGCCCAGCCUAUGAUUUGUAAGAAAAAAAUAUAUUUUUAGUUACCCAGCAAAAGUUGGGCACCAGGGGCCACCAGAUGCUGCUAGAGUUCAGCCUUGUCGAUACAUGUACAUUAAUAUAACAGAGAAUUGACAUUAAAGGAAGGAAAAAAUGAUGCUAUCUGUCUUUAGGGUUGGAAGAGUAAAAAAAUAUUUCUUUUUGCCAGAGCCAAUGGAGAAGUUGUUCUUGGAGGGACUGGAUACCAUAAUAACUUUGACUUAAGAGUUAGUGCUGAUGACACCAGACACAUCUUGGAAGCCACUAGUCAGCUGAUUCCAAGCCUGAAAGUGAGUAAAAUCUCUGCCAGAUAUGUUUUGAUUAUAGGACUUUUGCUACAUGUUCUGUACACUUUUCUCAAAAGCAUCUGUUUACAUCUUGUUCAAAACUAGGUGAUAGUUUGUUUCAAAUUCCAAUUCAAUCUGGAACUCCUAACUGCUUUGUUGGUAAGCCAAUUACAACCUGGUAUCCUCCUCUACCUCUUUGUUAUUAUUAGAGAGCUCGAGUACUAGAGGCAUGGGUAGGACUCCGACCUGCACGUCCAACUGUCAGGCUGGAAAAAGAAGUCAAGAAAUUCAAAGACAAGCUUGGAAAAGAAAGAACUCUUAAAGUAGGAAUUAAAAUCUUCCAUUAGAGCCCUAUUAAACAAGCAUUCAAACUAACAGUGUUCUUUUCACAUGAAUCCUUCUGUUUAGGAUUUUAAAAUUUGCGUUACAAGCCUCAACAUUGAAACAAUGUUUUUGCCAUCUUGGAUUUUAAAGGAUAUAGCACCAGUGUGAUACUUCCCAGGUAGUAUGCCUGGGUAUAGCUAUGUAAUAAACCAAAGAUUGUGGUGCAUUCGAGGAUCUUUGGGCGUUUUUUAUUUUUAUUUUGUUAUUAAAAAAUAAUGAGCACAGAAAUGACAAUAGUGCAUGUCAAAACAACACAGUGUCACGGGGACAAAACUUGGUAUGGGGACAACACUCGUCACAGGGACAACACUUAUUAAUGUACAUGCAGCAAUAUGUAUAUCCUAAAAUAUUAAUAGCAGUGUUGAGUAGCUAUAAUGCAACAUUAUAUAACUGUAUUUUUUCCAGGUUGUCCAUAACUAUGGUCAUGGUGGGUCAGGUUUGACUAUGCAUUGGGGCUGUGCCAUGGAUGCUACUGACUUGGUGUUUCAGUUUUUAGCCAGAGGGCAAAAGGCUAAAUUGUAAAGGAGUACUUUUUAAAGGCUGCUUUUCACUAAUGACAGAGAGAGUCCACUAAUGACAGAGCGCACAGUGAAAAGAGCAUUUUGGGUGCGGAUACAACU